Aspergillus luchuensis is the source of this 981-nucleotide messenger RNA. RefSeq lists its product as uncharacterized. Lineage: Eukaryota; Fungi; Ascomycota; Eurotiomycetes; Eurotiales; Aspergillaceae. The record is from RefSeq and is a predicted model, not a curated record. The coding region runs from base 1 to 981 and encodes 326 amino acids. The transcript is spliced from 4 exons. Gene Ontology annotation, molecular function: calcium ion binding.
AUGGCAUACAACCAGUCCUACAACCCCGAUGCGCUGCCAGCGCAUGCAGAGCCGGAACAGGUAGCGCAAAUGCUUGGUGCCAUGCAAUCCAGCAACUCGCACCACCAGAAGCAUUCUCGCCCGUCUCCUCACCCUCCCUCCAGCGGCGUCCCACCUCGAGUCCCCGUUUCUAGUGCCGGCAAUCCCCAUCCCCAGCGCUACGGCGCACCACCGAGUCAGCGUCCUCCCAUGGAGGCCCCGCAUGGUGGACGGUCGCCGGCAAACGUUCCUCCAGCGAGUCAACAACAACGCCCUCACCCACUACACCCUUCUCCUCCUCCGCAGAACUACGGCUUCGGGCCGCCUCCUAGCCAGCCAGUGCGCAAUCGUCCGCCGCCCGCGUCGCGUCCGCCCAACUCGCCGAACCAUGGCGCGCUGGCAGUUCCCGACGACGACCCGCAACAGCUAUUCCCCCUUUUCCGCGCUGCGAACACAUCUCAUUCGGGUACACUCACAGAGAUGGAGCUGGGCUCUGCUCUAGUGAACGGAGACUUCACAUCGUUUCACCCCAAGACCGUUAAGAUGAUGAUCCGCAUGUUUGAUCGGAACAACAGCGGGACGAUCUCAUUCGACGAGUUUGUGGCACUGUGGCGCUACCUUGCAGCGUGGCGGGAGCUGUUCGAUCGGUUCGAUCAAGACCGCAGCGGGCGCAUUAGCCUGUACGAGUUCGAGAAUGCACUGGUGGCCUUCGGGUACCGGCUGAGCCAGCCAUUUGUGAUGGUGCUGUUCCGGACGUUCGAGAACAAAGGGCGGCAGAUGAAUACUGGUCCUCCGUAUGGGCCGGCGAAACAGGGCAUGAGCUUCGAUUUGUUCGUGCAGGCGUGCAUUAGUCUGCGGCGCAUGACGGACGUCUUUAAGCGGUAUGAUGAUGAUCGCGACGGCUAUAUUACGGUGAGCUUCGAGGAAUUCUUGACUGAAAUCCUCCAGCUUCAGGAUGGAUAG